This is a messenger RNA of Cercocebus atys (sooty mangabey), 8688 nucleotides long. It is a transcript of the gene EYA1, whose product is annotated as EYA transcriptional coactivator and phosphatase 1. The coding region runs from base 5139 to 6893 and encodes 584 amino acids. Gene Ontology annotation, biological process: cell differentiation; multicellular organism development; positive regulation of DNA repair. Gene Ontology annotation, molecular function: protein tyrosine phosphatase activity. The record is from RefSeq and is a predicted model, not a curated record. Gene Ontology annotation, cellular component: nucleus. The transcript is spliced from 16 exons. NCBI's taxonomy places the organism in Eukaryota, Metazoa, Chordata, Mammalia, Primates, Cercopithecidae.
CUUACAGUUAUGAAGGCUAAGUCCAAGGUCAAGGGCCUGUAUCUGGUGAGGGCCUUCUUGCUAGUGAGGACUCUCUGUAUAUAGAGUUCCAAGGUGUCACAGAGUGUCACAUGGGGAGGGCACGGAGCAUGCUAACAUGCUAGCUCAGGUUCCUCUUCCUCUUCUCAUAAAGCCACCAGUUUCCCUCUCCUGAUAAACCAUUAAUCCAUGAACCCAUUAGUCCAUGAAUGGAUUAAUACUUUCAUGAGGGUGGAGUGCUUGUGAUCCAAUUACCUUUUAAAGUUCCCACCUUUCAAUACUGACACAUUGGGGAUUAAGUUUCAAAAUGGGUUUUGGAGGAAGUAAAUAUUCAAACCAUAGCUCCAACUAAAUAAGUUGAAAGAGCAGGGGGGUAAAGCACUUGGGGAAUAAAGCACCAGCUCCAAGAGCUGAAUUUUCUUCAAGCCCAGCUGCUGAAAUGGCCUGCUGUACCCUUCAAAGCAGUUUACCUAGUAACUAGUGAAACAACCUGCCAUGACUCCAAGACUAAUUUUACCUACAGCCACCAGUCACCAGUCAGAGCUUGGCAGCCUCCCAAAGCUUCUCUAGUGCCAAUGAGCUUUUCAAAACAAAAUGUAACAUUUCUCUUUCUAAUAAAAACCUCCAACCUUCUCUUUGUUCUUAGGACAUACUGAAGACCAUUCUGCUCUGUGUAUAUGUAUUGAAUUGCAAUUCUGUGAUUUUCAAACAAACAAAAUAUUUAAUUUAGAUAUUUGUCUAUUUUAUGUUGACCAUGACACCUGUCUUAAGGAGCUCACAGGCUGGUAAAGGAACAUAAGACGUUUUAAACAUUUAGCAAAAACUAAAAGGUAAUAUGCCAAAUAAAUUAUGGAGACUAGGAUUUUCAGUCUGUGGCUUACUCUUCCUCAGUAGUUGGAGAACAAGUACCAAAGGUUCGCAAAUUCAAAAGGUUUGUCUGUAGGGUGAGGAAAUUAACAGGCCACAUAUAUAUUUAACUCUUUCACAUAUGGACAUUCUGUUAUGUUUAUUAAAAUACACAUUUUUUUCCUCUACAAAUUCACAGUAGGUUUUUGUCAUACACUUUGGGUUCUGAAAUAUUUUGGUGUUAGAGGGCUUCAUUCUCAAGAAGGUUAGAAGCCGCAGAUCCGAACAAAAGUGCUCUCAGAGUACAGAAGAAAGAGCUCUUCAGCUUGCUAAGGUCUGGCCAGGCUUCAAGGAGGAGAUGGAAUCUGAGCUGAGUAUUGGGAAAUGGGUAGAAUUUGAAUAGGUGGAGAAGAGAUGGAAUGCAUUCUAAAUGAGGAAACAAUACAAACAAAGGUAGGAUAGUUUGGGAGACUGUUAGGAGACCAGUUUAGCUGAAGAAGGAAUUGAUAGUAGAUAAGGUUGGAAGGAUCAGUUGGAGCCAAACUGUGGAGGACCCUGAAUAGUAAGCUAAGGAAUUUGGAUUUCAUCCUGGAGUCAGUAGAGAAGCCACUGAAUAUUUUGAGCAAGGGGCUGAUAUGGUGGAAGUGUUUUAGGUGUUAAUCUGGCAGCAGUUGCAAGGAUAGACUGGAUUGGGGGACAGAUGAGCAUUAGUGUAGAGGCUCAUGUAAUCUUCUCAGAUUGUGUGUGUUAGGAAACUGAGCUAGUGUAGAAGAAUGAGUUGCAAAACAAAAAGGAACAUGGAGUUGUAAAAGACAUUACAAAGGAGCAGUUAUGAUUUACCAUAUAUUUCUUUUACAAAAAAAAAGUCAAUUAGUCUAGACCACCCCAUAAGUAAUUGCACAUGCUGCUAUUAAUAUAUGCUGUACUUUCCAUGAAUAGCAGGUUUUGAAAUGGACCAAUGUUUCUUUUUGGCCAUGUAUACCCUUAAAUUCAAGUUUAGUCUGGAUGUGUUUAUUUGGCUUUCAUAAGAUUGUACCAGGUGUACCAUUGAACAGCUAACGUUUUUUCCUGCCCUCCUUUAAGAUAAAGAUGGCCUCAACUUUACUCUUUGGAGAGAGAAUGAUCAUAUGCUAUAUAGCCAAUGCAAACACAAAAGAAUGUCUUGUUUCCUAAAUGGGAAUUAACUAAAGAAAACACAUUUAGUUCAUGGAUAUAUGCACUUUUAGGUGAAGCAGAGAUAAUCAAAUGACUACUUGUAAUAUUGAAUUAAUCAUGCAUUUAGAGAUGUCAAAUGUAUAAAUUUAGCAAUGCUGCUUUUUUCCACUUUCAUAUUUUAUGCAACAAUUUUAUUCUCUUCACAUCUCCCUCGCUGCCCCUUUUUAAAUCAUUUGACACAGUUUCUAAAAACACAUUUCUAUUUCUGCCUCAUGGUUUGAGAAAGAGACUCAUUAAAUCUGUGAGCGAUACUGUCGUUGAAUCUAACCCAUAACAGAACGUUGCAUGUUUGUGCUUUUGCGAUCCUCUACAGCAUAAUUGUGUUGCUCUAUAAAGGGUUCUUUUGAGGCUUAUUUGCAGCAAUACCCAACAUUUGCUUUUGUGGGUUAUGUCCCAUGAAUUAUUACAAAUGGAUGAUAAUUUAUUUACCUUUCUUUUUACUGAUUCAGGUGGGAUCCUCUCUAAACCUACAAAAAUUUCAGUAAUUGAUAGUUUAUGCUAAUGUGUCUUCUCCAAAUAGUACCCUUUUCAAAAUAACAUAACUGACACAUGUUCCGUAAAUUAGAUGCUUUGCAAAACCUGCUUAUCAGUAGACUGAGUGAUGAUUUGGAGGGAAUAAACUGUCAUCUUGAUUUUAGCAUAAACAGUGUUUUUAUUUGUCCUGUGCAAUGUCCCUAGUAGUAUGAAGUCACUUGUAAACUGUUUUUUAAGUCAGUUUAUCUUUAUUCAUUCCCUCAGUAAAUAUUGAUUUCCAACUGCAAGCCAAACCUUGGGCUAAGUCCUGUAGAGAUACAGUCAUGUAAAUUAAAAAAAUGUGGCCUAGUGUUUUUGGUCUUAGAGGAUCUUUUUAUGUCAUGAAGCAGUUUAUCAUAUAUUGAAAUGGAUAAGACUUUCCAAUAUGAAAUGAGAUAGAAUAGGACAUAUAUUCUAAAGGAGGCACAAACACAGACAUAGUUCAAGGAAUGGGAAACCACCCCUGAGUACUAGAUCAGAGAAGACUUAAGGAAACAGGUGGGAUUUUAGUUGAACCUUGAAGAAACUGUGGGAUUGAGUCAUGUGUAAAAUCCAUAGAAUAUUCAGUGUCAGAGGGAAGGGUACUACAAAGCUGUAGAUUUGAGGAAGCAUUAAACAUCUUAGGAGGCCAGUUGGUUUAAAUGAUGUCCAGUAUAUGGAUAUGUGGUUCUUUAUCUGUAAAUGGGGAUAUUAGUGCCACACAGGAAAGUUGGGACAAUUAGAUGAGAUUUUGUAUUUUUUCAGUACUCUUGCAUUCCUGCAAAUUAUUCUUUGUUAUGCAAAUAUAAAGUGUAUGAAAGAAAUGAAAUGAAAAAUAAAGCAAAGAAAAUAAGAAAAGUUCUGUGUCAACGUAUAGGGGGCCUUAAAUACAUGAUUAGAGAUUGGGAACUUAAUUCAGAAGGAAGUGGAGAACCUGCUGAAGACCCCAGAGCCAGGAGUGACUCAUGCAUAUCUAAAUUAUGAAAAGAUGAAUAUUUGUUUCCAAAGCAGGGAGAAUAGAUGCUGAAAGUCCAAUUUGCUAACUUUCGUAAGAGAAGAGGCAGAAGGUAAUUAGGAUAGUGGCUGUGAAAUUAGAAAGAAGAUGCUUGUAAAAGAUUAGAGUCGUGGAAAUUAUAGAGUUUGGCUAGGACAGAAAUGAUUGUGAGAGAACAUGCGGACAAGAAGGAGGUGAAAUUAUAGAACCACAGAGUAGACAAAGGAAGAAAACCUAGAGAAAAAGAAAUACAGUGGGGAGAGGAGAACUAUUGCUAUGUUAUAUUGAACAAUCAUUUUUUAAAAAAGUGUCAAGGAAUAAGGCUUAUUCUAUACAAUUGAGGAAAGUUAGGAUUAAGAAGAGUUUGAACUGGGCAGUUGAGAAAGUCUUAUUGGUAAAACAGGUUAAACACUGCUCAAGGAAAGAAAACCUUCAUUGAAAUUAAUUCUACAUGGAAAACUGGGAAAUGUUGCAGGAAGAUGAAGGAUUUAAUGCAGCAUCAACAUUCUUUAGAAAAUAGUUGGUGUGGAAGGGAAAUAGUUGGUGGGGAAGGGCUAAAGAUUGUGAGGGAUGAGGUAUGUCUCAGGAGCUUAAGGAACAUGGAAAAAACUCAGUGGAAACUGUUUCAGACAGUUGUCAAGAGAUGGAAAAGGGGGUCUGGCAAGCAACAGGGUGACUCAAAAGAAUAAAGACAGAAUACAAUUAAGUGGACUGCCAGCAUGCUGGCACCUGUUCUGCCAUACUCAUCCAUCUGGAACAGCAGCAGAACAGUGAACAAUGAGAGAUUGCCCAUCCUGAGAUUAAAAAUUGGCAAAAAAGAUGCUAGGAGAAAUGAGACCACACAUCAACCUAGGACGGGAACUAGACAUGACUGGCUCUGGGUUUCAGGCUAGGCAAGGGAGGCUGUGAAGCAGGAGUGGGAUAAUAGAUAGGGAUUUGGAAAGAUGGGAUAUUCUGAUGAGGAGUAAUAGCAAGUAAGUGAAUGAAUGAGGUGAAAGGUGGUAUUUCAUGGAGGUAAUGCAAUUCCAGGUAUGGGUGCAACUGAACAUUUUAAUAACCAAUAUGGAAUGAAGGUAACUCUUUUUGAAGUAGAAGAGAUGAAGGAAUCAUAAAGAGUGGGAGAGGGAUGGUAAACUGAGUUUUUAAAGUCCCUGCAUAAUAUGGUAGGAAACAAAACUAAAAGAAAGAUUGAGUUUGUGCCAAGCAAAGACAAGCUGUGCUUACUCUAACAGUUUGAGAAAAGUUGUGAUAUGAGCUUAGGUGCUGCUGGGGAGGGCCUGCAGGUCACCCAGGCUGCUGCCUUCCCUGCACAUUGCGGCAUGAAUUAUUUGUAACACACAGGCUGGCUCCUUAGUCCAGCAGGCGGUACUGUCCUUUGUGGGUGAACUUGGUUUAUUAAAACAGCCCACAUAAUUUAUGGUGAAAAAUAUAACUAAUCAAAUGGACAGAAUAUUUGUUUCUUCUGAGUGGUCUGUCAUCUUCUGCAGAUGCAGAAGUCUUGUGCAUGACUGGAACCUUCAAAGUAUAACCAGACGUUGCUGGAUGAGCAUGGAAUCAUGUUAAAACAGAGCCAAUGAGCAGCAGUGAAACAGCUUCAACGACAGCAGACGGGUCUUUAGACAAUUUCUCAGGUUCAGCAAUUGGGAGCAGUAGCUUCAGCCCACGACCAACUCACCAGUUCUCUCCACCACAGAUUUACCCUUCCAACAGACCAUACCCACAUAUUCUCCCUACCCCUUCCUCACAAACUAUGGCUGCAUAUGGGCAAACACAGUUUACCACAGGAAUGCAACAAGCUACAGCCUAUGCCACGUACCCACAGCCAGGACAGCCGUACGGCAUUUCCUCAUAUGGUGCAUUGUGGGCAGGCAUCAAGACUGAAGGUGGAUUGUCACAGUCUCAGUCGCCUGGACAGACAGGAUUUCUCAGCUAUGGCACAAGCUUCAGUACCCCUCAACCUGGACAGGCCCCAUACAGCUACCAGAUGCAAGGUAGCAGUUUUACAACAUCAUCAGGAUUAUAUACAGGAAAUAAUUCACUCACAAAUUCCUCUGGAUUUAAUAGUUCACAGCAGGACUAUCCAUCUUACCCCAGUUUUGGCCAGGGUCAGUACGCACAGUAUUAUAACAGCUCACCGUAUCCAGCACAUUAUAUGACCAGCAGCAACACCAGCCCAACGACACCAUCCACCAAUGCCACUUACCAGCUUCAAGAACCACCAUCUGGCAUCACCAGCCAAGCAGUUACAGAUCCCACAGCAGAGUACAACACAAUCCACAGCCCUUCAACACCCAUUAAAGAUUCAGAUUCUGAUCGAUUGCGUCGAGGUUCAGAUGGGAAAUCACGUGGACGGGGCCGAAGAAACAAUAAUCCUUCACCUCCCCCAGAUUCUGAUCUUGAGAGAGUGUUCAUCUGGGACUUGGAUGAGACAAUCAUUGUUUUCCACUCCUUGCUUACUGGGUCCUACGCCAACAGAUAUGGGAGGGAUCCACCCACUUCAGUUUCCCUUGGACUGCGAAUGGAAGAAAUGAUUUUCAACUUGGCAGACACACAUUUAUUUUUUAAUGACUUAGAAGAAUGUGACCAAGUCCAUAUAGAUGAUGUUUCUUCAGAUGAUAAUGGACAGGACCUAAGCACGUAUAACUUUGGAACAGAUGGCUUUCCUGCUGCAGCAACCAGUGCUAAUUUAUGUUUGGCAACUGGUGUACGGGGCGGUGUGGACUGGAUGAGAAAGUUGGCCUUCCGCUACAGACGGGUAAAAGAGAUCUACAACACCUACAAAAAUAAUGUUGGAGGUCUGCUUGGUCCAGCUAAGAGGGAAGCCUGGCUGCAGUUGAGGGCUGAAAUUGAAGCCCUGACCGACUCCUGGUUGACACUGGCCCUGAAAGCACUCUCGCUCAUUCACUCCCGGACAAACUGUGUGAAUAUUUUAGUAACAACUACUCAGCUCAUCCCAGCACUGGCGAAAGUCCUGCUAUAUGGAUUAGGAAUUGUAUUUCCUAUCGAAAAUAUUUACAGUGCAACUAAAAUAGGAAAAGAAAGCUGUUUCGAGAGGAUAAUUCAAAGGUUUGGAAGAAAAGUGGUGUAUGUUGUUAUAGGAGAUGGUGUAGAAGAAGAACAAGGAGCAAAAAAAGCACGCGAUGCCCUUCUGGAGGAUCUCCAGCCACUCAGACCUCAUGGCCCUACACCACGCCUUGGAACUGGAGUACCUGUAACAGCGCUCGGCACUUUGACACCACACAGCUGCUCUGUGACCAGGGACAGUUCCAGCAGGCCCCAGUCUCACAUCAGCGCCGGCCUCCAGAACUUAGCAAUUUCCACCUGCUGAUGCGCAACUGCUGUCAGUCUUGAUCUCUGCCCUUGUGGUGAAUGGAGGACCACGUCUAUUUCUUCAGAACAGCUGUUGACUCUAGUACUGUGAAUCCAAUGAAAAUAAGCCAUGAGAAUGUUCUAGCACAGCGUAAUGUGUCUGCCACAUUAACUACACGGUUCAAACCUGUGAAGAAAGGACCUGCAAACGCUUCAGUUGUUAGCAUUUUCAAUGUGAUAUAAACAGCUUCUCCAAUACAGCAAACCUAAUUGCACAACAGAGACUGAAAUGUGUUUCCUGAAUACUAGUGGAGGAAUUUUCUUGUAAAGAAGGUUUACUUUUUGGUGUCUCAUACCCAGGGUAAUCUGUACAUCUCUACUUAUUUAUGAACAGACUUUUUUUUUAAAAAAAAAAAAAAACAGCUUUAUUGAGGUAUAAUUCACAUACCCUACAAUUCACCUACCAGACGUUUUUAACAUCAAAUAAUUGAAGAGACAAUAGCAUUAGAAAUAAGUGAUUAAAGGCCUCUGCCUCACAACGUGGCAAGUACAGUACUUUGAAUUUUAGCACAUCGCAUAGUAGUUUUAAGUAUGUCUAAUUUAAACGUAUAAUAUGUACAUCACUGAGACAAUCAUGUACAGAAAGAAUUUUUGGUGUAAAUUUGUAAUAAUGGAUGAUUCUUUUACAUAUUGUUUAGGGAAAUGAUAUUGAAAGGUAGCAAUGCCUUGAUAGUGAAGCAUGAGGCAGCAUGUGCACAAACUCAGGUGCCAUGCCUUAUCUAAGUAUUGGGUAUAAAUAUGUAGAUAAUGGAUUUUUUUUUAGAUACUGUUGUCAAGACCAAAAGCAUGGAUGUCAAGUGUCAGUAAGGAUUUUGUUUUCUAAAAUUUUUUUCUGCAUCAGUUCUUCUGAGGGCCUUGAUGAAAUAACACAGCAGUUUCUUAAACAAUUUGAAAAAAAAUGAGUUCUCCUACCACGUCACUUUUUCAUUUCCACACUAAUGUAUUAUAUGUAACUACUUGGAAAAAAUAAUUAUUCAAAUGCUUCUUCCCACAAUGAAUAUAGAUGAUAGUAGAUAUAUUUUAUUAAUAAAAUGGUUCAUGAAUUGGAGACUAACAGAGUUUUCAUGUGCUCAGAAUUAUUAUCGUGUCUGCAUUUUCUUUCGAUAAAGGAAGACACAUGAUGCUAAUCCGGAAAUCAGCAAGCCUUUGCAUUACUCCCUACGUGCAUAUUUUCUCUUUCUUCUUCCCACCCUGAGGAAAGUUCAUUGCCAUUGUCAUCACUGUGGAAACAAUGUUCCUCUCCACCUGCAUUAUGUACUACAUGACAGGCAUCAAUCUUGGGAAUUAAAAUUAUCACCUUUGUCACACCAUAAGAGUUUCUCCAAAAGUGGUCAGUUUGGCUGGGCAAUAUUUUCUCUAAUCAAACACAAUCCAUUGUCAUGAAAUUACCCUUAGGAUGAGUCUUCUCUAAUCAUAUAUUAGGGAAAUAAAACACCAGCUUUGACCCAAAGUAGCCGAAGAGCUACUUCAUUCUUUUCUGAAGUUGUGUGUUGCUGCUAGAAUUAGUCAUUUGUGAAUUAUCCAAAUUGUUUAAAUUCACAAUUGAAUUAGUUUUUUCUUCCUUUUUGCUUGAAGCAAACAGUUGACAAUUUUUUAACCUUUUCAUUUUAUGUUUUUGUACUCUGCAGACUGAAAAGACAAAGUUUAUCUUGGCCUUACUGUAUAAAGGUGUGCUGUGUCCACCAUUGUGUACAGAAUUUUUCUUCAUUAAUUUUGUGUUUAAGUUAAUAAAAUUGAUUUGUGAUGUACUGUAA